AUGGCACCUCAUAUCCCCUAUCGCCUCGAUGGCAAAGUCGCUCUCGUCACCGGUUCUGGCCGGGGAAUCGGGGCCGCAAUGGCCAUCGAACUGGGCCGAUGUGGUGCAAAGGUCAUAGUGAACUAUGCUAACUCACGCCACUCCGCCGAGAAGCUGGUUGAUGAGAUAAAGGCCCUCGGAACCGAUUCAAUUGCAUUGAAGGCCAAUAUCCGCAAUGUUCCCGAGAUUGUCAAGCUCAUGGACGAGGCGGUGGCUCAUUUUGGAGGCUUGGACAUUGUUUGCAGCAACGCAGGGGUUGUUAGCUUUCAGCACCUGGGCGAUGUCACUGAGGAGGAAUUCGACCGCGUCUUCUCACUGAAUACGCGCGCCCAAUUCUUCGUUGCGAGAGAGGCCUAUCGCCAUCUGAACAACGGAGGACGGAUUGUCCUCAUGUCCUCCAACACAGCCAAGGAAUUCAGCGUCCCCCGACACGCCGUGUACUCAGGCUCCAAAGGUGCCAUUGAGUCCUUUGUCCGGGUUAUGGCGAAGGACUGCGGUCAUAAACAGAUUACUGUCAAUGCGGUGGCCCCCGGCGGCACUGUGACGGACAUGUUCAAUGAUGUGGCGCAAAACUACAUCCCCAACGGUGAGAAGUACUCUCCUGAAGAGCUCAAGCAGAUGGCAGCCCAUGCGUCGCCAUUGCUGAGGAAUGGGUAUCCGUUGGAUAUUGCGAGGGUUGUUUGUUUCCUGGCGAGUGGUGAGGCGGAGUGGGUGAAUGGGAAGAUUAUUACGGUUGACGGAGGUGCGGCAUAG
Messenger RNA from Aspergillus versicolor CBS 583.65, 792 nucleotides. RefSeq names its product SDR family oxidoreductase. Lineage: Eukaryota; Fungi; Ascomycota; Eurotiomycetes; Eurotiales; Aspergillaceae. The transcript is spliced from 2 exons. Bases 1 to 792 code for a protein of 263 amino acids. The record is from RefSeq and is a predicted model, not a curated record. Gene Ontology annotation, molecular function: oxidoreductase activity.